Molecule: messenger RNA, 423 nt
Organism: Knipowitschia caucasica
Lineage: Eukaryota; Metazoa; Chordata; Actinopteri; Gobiiformes; Gobiidae
Source: the annotation of a GenBank genome assembly
AUGUCCCUCAGUGAGUUGAAAGCAGAGGUGUCUCCCCGGAUCUCUGCAGAUGACCUGAUAGAACUGUGUGAACUGUCCCCCGCUGCACCCUCCAAGAGAGUCAAGUCCAGCAAACCCAAGAUUAUCUCUGUCGACAUCCGCAGCGUGGACGACUACAGCAGAGGGCACAUCUCGGGCAGUCUCAGCGUCCCAUUCAGCUCCGUGUUCGGUCCGGAAGGGGAGCUGCUCCAGUGUCCCACAACAGGGGCGCUGCAGAGCUACAGAGGCCGGGUGAUUGUUGUCAUCAGCCACAGCAUGAAGAGUGCCUCCAUGUUUGCAACCCACCUGGUCAAAGUGAAUUUCCCCCGUGUUUGCGUCCUGGAUGGAGGCAUCAACAAGCUGAAACCCACAGGACUGCUCACAGUGCCCUCACCUCAGAUUUAA